Messenger RNA from Chara braunii, 2925 nucleotides. The record is from the annotation of a GenBank genome assembly. Lineage: Eukaryota; Viridiplantae; Streptophyta; Charophyceae; Charales; Characeae.
AGAGGGGAAAAGAGGAAGAAAUGAGAGUGGACUAGAUGUUACAAGCGGCCAUUACGAAAGCCAAAGACCUGGCAGAGAGGAGGUGCAGAUGGGACGGGGUCACGGACGAAAUGAAAGUGAUCGUCUUGUACUUGGAGGGAGAGACAUUGACAGACACGGCGGAAAGGGAACACCGACACUUGGACCGCGAUACAGAGGCCGAGAGCGAUGUGAGUGAUCAGGGCACGGGAACCCAGUCUUGGCAUGACCUAGAUCAGAGCGCUGGAGACCGGUUAGCGGAGACGACGGAGGGYGACAUUGAGGAGGAUCGCAUAUCUUCUCGCGCGGCUUUUCGGAAGCCUCUUUACGGAGAUCGCUUUCUCGAGGUUUCCUACAUCUACUCUGGUGGGAGAGGAAGGAUUGAGAUAUUGAUUGGAGCUUCGGGUGACAUCACUCUUGCGGAGGAGCUCCAUCUCAGGAGUGUCGCAGACGAGGAGAUGGCGAGAUGCAUGGCCUAUAUCUGCAAGAUUGAUCCAGCAGCGCCUCUCGAUAUCAGCUAUGUGGUUCCAGAGUCUAUAGCCACACGGGUUCUCAAUGACGAGGCGCCAGAUAUGGAGUCCCAGACGGCAACACUUACUCACGAGGGGAUGAAAGCAAUAACUAAAACGAGAGAAGGAAAUGUUGAGGCAGCUGCGGGUGGAAACUUGAAGGCCGAGGAGAUCCUUGGUCUUCUCGUUAAGCUUCGUAGCUUCGAAAAGUUAACCCUUCCUGCCCCAGCAACUCAAACACUUGUUGGAGCCAAAGAAGGUAAGGAAGAAAGAAAGAAGGAGAAGCAAAAGGAAGAGAGUGAGAGUGAGAGCGAAAGUAGUGAUGAGGAAGACGUUAGGCGAAGGAGAAAAGAGAGGCAAAAGAAGAAGCGCGACCGGGAUUGGAAGAAAGAUAAUAAGAGUCGAGAUUGGCAAAAGAGAGAUGGCCCCUUUCGAUGUUAUUAUUGUGACGAGGAAGGUCAUACUCUAACCCGGUGUCCGACACUAGAAAAGAAACUCGAAGAAGGGAUUAUAAAAAAAAACGCCAAUGGGCACAUCUGUGAUGCCAAUUGGAACAAGGUUGACUUCCGAGUCAAAGGUGGGAUGCGAGCCGUAAUCCUAGAAAAGGCUAAGGCCAAUAAGGAUAAAAAGAAGAAGGGUAGGGUUAAUGUUAUCACCUUUGAUGGUAUGCUACCUCCGGAGAUAGUGGCUCGGGACGACAAUCGUGAAAGUCAAAAUCUAAAUGUAUCCCAUGUCAGUCAAAAAGAGGUCGAAGAGAAAAAACGGGAGAAGGCUCAAAGAGAGCUAGACCAACUGAUCGAUGGGACCAAGGACCUAGUGAAGGAAGGGAAAGGAAAGGAAGCUGCCGGGAAAAAGAGGAAGGUGGUCUUGAGAUCCGAGGCCAAGGAAGGGAUCUCGAUAGAUGAAGUAAUAAAGAAAUUACUCGAGGAGACCGAGAUCACCCUAUCGUGGAAAGAGGCAGUAGCCUUGGUACCCAAGUUUAGGGAAGAGCUUAAGAAGAUGGUUGAGAGGCGGAAGGUAGAGGUCAAUAGUCUAAGGCUCUUCCCUCAGCAUGUGGAAAGAGUUCCGCCUGGUACCAAAAUGAGGUUUGACAACAUGUCGUGCGGAUAUUUGAAUAUCUUCGUAAACGACAUGAAAGUCAGAACUCUAGUGGACUCUGAGGCCGAGAUGGUGCUCACAUCCUCGGCCACAAUGAGGUCAUAUAAGUUAAGAGAUGGCGGGGUCGUAUUGGGAGUACCCUACUUCGACGAUGAAAGGGAGAGGCCAUUCAUCGUUGAAGCCGACGGCGGCCCGAUAGCAUUAAGAAGAGUGCUCGUGCAGCAAGAUGAGAAUGGUAAAGAAAAGCCACUUAUAUUUGAGAGUCACACAUUUAAUUCGGUUGAGAGGGGCUAUAUUCAGAUCAGGAAGGAGCUCUUGGCAAUCCUGCACUUCCUUAGGGUGUUUAGACACUAUGUUAUGGGGCAGAGAUUCAUCCUAAGAACGGAUUCCACGGCGGUAAUCGGGGCCGUUAAGAGGCAUCAGCAAGUAGAUGCUACGGUUAGUAGGUGGAUAACUCAUAUAUGGACGUAUGAUUUUGUGUUAGAAAAGGUACCUACUGAAAAGAAUCGAGCCGAUGGGCUGAGCCGCGUAGGAUGGGGAUCAAUAGAUGAUGAAUCUCUUGAGGAGGCACCCUUCGUUGACGAAUUCCUUAUGGAAGACGAUGAUGAAGGACUACCUCCAGCUCCCAGUUGUUAUACAGCCUCAACCAUAACAACGAGCAAGGAAGAGUGUUGGGGAGAAAAGGAAGACCGUUACCUCUACUACCUCUUAACUCAAGAGGAUGAGGAGGAAGGAUGGUAUGGGAUGGUAGAACAAGCUGCUGUUGCAGCUCAUGAGCUGGUAGAGAGUUCAAGGAUGGUUGAACGAAGGCUGAAUGAGAUAGAGAAAGAGUCGGAUGACCAGGAGCAAGAUAAGGACGCUGAGUAGAGAUUUAGGAAGGAUGAGUAUGAUGGGGAAUAUAAGAGGAUUGGUAUGGUAAUGAGCAGUAAUCAGUUGGACGAAUUCUACCAUGAGAAGACAAAGAUAACCCUCAGGCUACGUAGGAGUCACCUUUUUGUGGAUGCAAAGGAAGGACUACCUCCAUUGAGAGUAGUGUGUGGUAAGGAAAGGCAGCUAGAGGUGAUCGUCGUGCUGCAUGAGGGUCUAGCAGGGGGUCAUAGGGGUGUUGAUGCUACAUACUAUAAAGUAUCCCGACUAUAUCAUUGGGAUGGUCUGAGGGAUAUGGUUAUGAGAUAUUGUAAGUCGUGUGAAGCCUGUCAGAAAAGAUCAUCUAUGAGAUUGAUUGAACCCUUAUACCCCACUGUUCUUGUUGAACCUGGCAGUACUGUUCACCUUGAUCUAAUCAAUAUGCCACCUGGUA